AUGAACCCCAACAUCCCCCUAAUCCUCCGCCCAAACCCACCCCUCAACCAUCCCCCCUUCAACCUAAGCACCCUCCCCGACCCUCCCCGCCCAAUCUUUCUCUGGGGAACAACCCCCGAAGAAGUUUCCAGAAACAUCCCUCGCCCCGUCCUCGACGCCGUCUUCACCUUCCACUUCUGGGGCAUGAACCCCUGCAUCUACGGCCGCACGACUAGUGCCCGGAUGCUACGCGCGUUGAUGAAAUUGUUCCAUCAUAUGGAUGAAAGGCACAAGCCGAAAAGCUGGGCUGAGGCUUGUGACUUUACGAGGGAUGCCGGGCCGAGAUUGCUUUCUUGUGCUGUUGCCGUGGGCGUGGUGCCUAUUAGUAGGUGGUAUCCGGACCCGCCGGCGCUUGAUGCGGAGACUGGCGUGGGGUUUGUGAGGCCCGGGUAUGCGUUGGGAUUGCUGCCGGAUGUGUAUGUGGAGAGGAUGUUGGUGAGUUCUUGGAAUGUGCAGGGUGAUUCCAAUGCAGGUCAGGAUGGUAAUAGCAAUGGCGAUAACGUUGAUGGUAAUGGAAACGGUGACGCUGAUGGCGACGCCCAAAUGCAAGAUGUGACCAUGGCUGACCCUACAUCCAGCUCCACCGACGUCGGCAGCUUCAUCCAUCUCCCGCCCGUCCAACACCACCCCGUGUUCGAAGCAGUCGAAAGAGCCGUUAUGCAGUUCGCCUACGCAGACCUCGAGCGCGAUCCAACCGCAGCACCUAGAUCCCCCCGUCCACAGCUCCUCGCUACGUCUGAAGACGACCUCUACAAAUCAAUCGUCGCAUCCGUCCCCGCUACAUCCAAAGUAGCCCUCGGCGAUACAAUGACUAACGGAGUAAGUUUCAGCCCAACCGGAAAUCCCUUCCCCUACCGCGGCCGCGGCCCCGUCUGGGCCAACAACUCGUGCGCCGUUGACUGUGCAAUCGUCGUAGGCAUGUUCCUGGACGCCGGGUCCACAGUCUACGACCGCAAAGAACUAGGCUGGCAGACCCGUCUGUCCCGCGCAGGAAAGGCCUUCAUCGACGCCACUGACGCAAACUGGGACGUGCUCUCCCGCGACGAAAGCGCAUCCCUUCGCGACUCUCUCUGGAACGUACUCGCUAAGGAAUCACCCGCCGUUAGAGUCGGCCGGUUCAACUCCGUCUGGAGCGUCUGGGCCGCGGCUACGGCUAACAUCCGCCAGUUCCAGUUCUCCUGCGUCGAGACGAUAACGCACUGUCCGUGUCGCGGGACAAAUUCGACUUCAUCAUCGUCUUCGACUUCCUUCCUUUCAUCCUUCGUCACGCCACCCGUCCACCCACACGACAAAGACGGCGUCUCCCUCCAAGAAGUCAUCGCCCGCCCCUUCGCUCCAGGCUCCCUAUCCCCCUGCCGCAACUGCAAUCUGCCAGAUGUAGUUACCCGCGAGCGCAGAAUAACCACCCUCCCGCUCCGCAUGGUCGUCACCCUCGACGAGCGCGUAACCAUCAACAACCACACACAAGACUUCUCCCUCACCUACCUCGACGCCAACGGCGUCCCUCAAGCCGCUACCUACCGCUGGCUCGGCGGCAUAUACAUGCACAGCAACCAUUUCCGCGUAUGCUGGACCGACGAGAACUGCGGGGAAGCCGGUAAGGGCGCGGUGAAGAUAUACGAUGGGAUGCAGAACGCGGGGGCUAUUGUUGGUGGUGUUGGGCCGUAUCGGGCUGACGAGAGGGUGCCGCCAGACUGGUUCCGUGGGAGCACGAUUCCUUUACUUGUUUAUGAGCGGGUGCUUGAUCCGGCGCCGGAGGUACUGAAUGGUGCUAUGCAGGCGGUCUGUGGGAUGAUGAAUGCGUCUGUUACGGGCGUGCCGGUUCUAAAGGGUCAUGUUCCGUGGGCCAAGUCGGGGGAGGGUAAUGUGCAAGGUAAGGUGUGGAAUCCUAUUCUGCCAACGUUUGGGGAUAGGUUCCAGGUUAUUCCUACCCCUUAUAAUCCACCUAUUACCAUAGACGACAUCGCUAUCACUUCUACUUAUUUCCAGGAACCCCAGAUCCAAGACCAAGAUCAACCCCACCCACCACUCCCCUCAAUCGAAGAGGCCACCACCCUGUCCCUACCCCUCCCCCUCCCCCUCCCCCUCUCACCCCCAAACGACCCAUUCAGCAUCGACCCCCAAGCAACCCUAACCACAUCCACUCCCCCCUUCCAAAUCUCCACAAUCCUCCCGGUAAGCAUCCCCAUAACGCAGCGUCUAAACCUCAGCAACAGCGCCUUCCUACCAAGCGCAGACCCCGAACUCACCGGCAUCGCUGGACCAGCGGGCAGGGCGCCUGGACCGGGGUGGUAUGCGCCGGGUGGGUUUUUGUGGAUUCCGACGCCGCCGGAGGCCGAGGGCCCGCAGCGGAUGACUGGCGAGAUGGAGAGGGAGAGGAAGGCGUCACCGGAGUGGGAUACUUGGAUUCGGAUGUCGCCAUUUGGAGGGGAUACGCAGCCGAGGGUUGUUAGGAUUAGUCCUGGGAGGGAGACUGGAGGGAAAAGUGGGAAGGUUGUGGUGGGGAGGGUUGUUCAGGGGAGGGUUGAGAAGAAAGGGAGGGCUUCGCCGGGGAAGGGGAAGGAGAGGGGUUGA
Molecule: messenger RNA, 2613 nt
Organism: Aspergillus chevalieri
Lineage: Eukaryota; Fungi; Ascomycota; Eurotiomycetes; Eurotiales; Aspergillaceae
Exons: 1
Coding region: 1-2613 (870 amino acids)
Source: RefSeq, a predicted model, not a curated record